GGCGGCGGCGGCGGCGGCGGCGCCCUGACUGCAGUCCGGCGGGAGCGGAGCGCGAGCCGGGCGGGCCCGAGCCGGCGCCAUGGGGCGGCGCCGCCUGUGAGCGGGCGACGAGCGAGGACCGGGCGGGGGGCGGCGGCGCCGAGGCCGACAAGCCGCGCGGCCGGGCCGGGCCGAGCGAGCGGGAGCGGAGCGGAGCCUCGGGCGGCGGAGGAACAGCGCCGCCGCCGCCAAGAUGGCUGACCUGGAGGCGGUGCUGGCCGAUGAGCUACCUGAUGGCCAUGGAGAAGAGCAAGGCCACGCUGGCCGCGCGCGCCAGCAAGAAGAUCCUGCUGCCAGAGCCCAGCAUCCGCAGCGUCAUGCAGAAGUAUCUAGAGGAUCGAGGAGAAGUGACCUUUGAGAAGAUCUUCUCACAGAAGUUAGGAUACCUGCUUUUCCGGGACUUCUGCCUGAACCAUCUGGAAGAGGCCAAGCCCUUGGUGGAGUUCUAUGAAGAGAUCAAGAAAUAUGAGAAGCUGGAGACGGAGGAGGAACGUGUGGUCCGCAGCCGGGAGAUCUUUGACUCCUACAUCAUGAAAGAACUGCUGGCCUGCUCACAUCCCUUUUCAAAGAAUGCUACGGAGCAUGUCCAGGGCCACCUGGUGAAGAAGCAGGUACCUCCAGAUCUCUUCCAGCCAUACAUUGAGGAGAUUUGUCAGAACCUCCGAGGGGAUGUGUUCCACAAGUUCAUUGAGAGUGACAAGUUCACACGGUUCUGCCAGUGGAAGAAUGUAGAGCUCAACAUCCACCUGACCAUGAAUGACUUCAGUGUGCAUCGAAUCAUCGGGCGUGGGGGCUUCGGUGAGGUCUAUGGGUGCCGGAAAGCAGACACAGGCAAGAUGUACGCCAUGAAGUGUCUGGACAAGAAACGCAUCAAGAUGAAGCAGGGAGAGACCCUGGCUCUGAACGAGCGGAUCAUGCUUUCCCUCGUCAGCACUGGGGACUGCCCCUUCAUCGUGUGCAUGUCAUAUGCAUUCCACACACCAGACAAGCUCAGUUUCAUCCUGGAUCUCAUGAACGGUGGGGACCUGCACUACCACUUGUCUCAGCAUGGAGUCUUCUCUGAAGCCGACAUGCGCUUCUACGCAGCUGAGAUCAUCCUGGGCCUUGAACACAUGCACAAUCGCUUUGUAGUCUACAGGGACCUAAAGCCAGCCAACAUUCUCCUGGAUGAGCAUGGCCAUGUGAGAAUCUCAGACCUGGGCCUAGCCUGUGACUUCUCCAAGAAGAAGCCUCAUGCCAGUGUGGGCACACACGGGUACAUGGCCCCAGAAGUCCUACAGAAGGGCGUGGCCUAUGACAGCAGUGCCGACUGGUUCUCCCUGGGCUGCAUGCUCUUCAAGUUGUUGCGGGGACACAGCCCCUUCCGGCAGCACAAGACCAAAGACAAGCAUGAGAUUGACCGCAUGACAUUGACAAUGGCUGUUGAGCUGCCUGACUCCUUCUCCCCUGAACUCCGAUCCCUGCUGGAAGGUUUGCUGCAGAGGGAUGUCAAUCGGAGACUAGGCUGUCUGGGCCGUGGGGCUCAAGAGGUAAAAGAAAGCCCCUUCUUCCGUUCCCUGGACUGGCAGAUGGUCUUCUUACAGAAGUAUCCUCCUCCACUGAUCCCCCCACGCGGGGAGGUGAAUGCAGCGGACGCCUUUGACAUUGGUUCCUUUGAUGAGGAGGACACAAAAGGAAUCAAGUUACUGGACAGUGACCAGGAACUGUACCGCAACUUCCCUCUCACCAUCUCCGAGCGGUGGCAACAGGAGGUGGCAGAGACUGUCUUUGAUACCAUCAAUGCUGAGACAGACCGGCUGGAGGCACGGAAGAAAGCCAAAAACAAACAGCUGGGCCACGAGGAGGACUACGCCCUGGGUAAGGACUGCAUCAUGCAUGGCUACAUGUCCAAGAUGGGCAACCCCUUCCUGACCCAGUGGCAGCGGCGAUACUUCUACCUGUUCCCCAACCGGCUUGAGUGGAGGGGUGAAGGCGAGGCUCCGCAGAGCCUCCUGACCAUGGAAGAGAUCCAGUCGGUGGAAGAGACACAGAUCAAGGAACGCAAGUGUCUCCUGCUUAAGAUCCGAGGUGGCAAGCAGUUUGUCCUGCAGUGUGAUAGUGACCCUGAGCUGGUGCAAUGGAAAAAAGAGCUGCGCGAUGCUUACCGUGAGGCCCAGCAGCUGGUGCAGCGAGUGCCCAAGAUGAAGAACAAGCCACGCUCACCUGUGGUGGAGCUGAGCAAGGUGCCACUGAUUCAGCGUGGCAGUGCCAACGGCCUCUGAUUCACCCAUCUGCUGCCCGCCUGCCCACCCGCCUUUUAUAAACCUCUAAUUUAUUUUAUUGAA
Molecule: messenger RNA, 2363 nt
Organism: Rattus rattus (black rat)
Lineage: Eukaryota; Metazoa; Chordata; Mammalia; Rodentia; Muridae
Gene: Grk2
Product: G protein-coupled receptor kinase 2
Exons: 21
Coding region: 261-2300 (679 amino acids)
Biological process (GO): G protein-coupled receptor signaling pathway; protein phosphorylation; regulation of the force of heart contraction
Molecular function (GO): G protein-coupled receptor kinase activity; ATP binding; G protein-coupled receptor binding
Source: RefSeq, a predicted model, not a curated record